AGCGCCGGCGGCAGCGCAGCCCCAGCCCUCUCCCCCCCGCCCUCCCCCCUCACGCAGCCGGCACAGGCACAGCCCCAGCGCCGCGCACUCAUUGUUCCCACUGCUCCAGGCACCAUGGACGAGCUAGACCAGUUGCUCCUGGUCUCCUCCUCCUCCUCCUCAACCGCCUCCUCCGUGCCGGCGCGCCCGCAGCAGCCUCAGUUCAACUACCAGUUCGCGCUUGACGACGAGAAGGAGGAGGAAGAAGAGGACGAGGAAGAGGAGGACGAGGACUUCGACGAGCAGCUGGAGGUGAUGGAGAGGAAGCCCGCCCCAGCUCCCGCCGCAGCCCCGCAGGAGCGGCCGCCGCAGCUGCUGGAUCUCGGCGGCCCUGCCGAGCCGCCCCGCCCCAGCGCUCCGGAGCCACCGCAGCCCGGCUGGAGCCCCCCGGGAGCCGUCUCCUCUUCCUCCUCUUCCGCCACCACCCCGUCCCCCGCUCAGGAGCAGCCCCCGGCCCCCGCCCGGCCCACUCAGCCCCAGCCGGACAAGCCCCAGCCCGCCGCUCCCCGGAGAAGAGGGUCGUCCUCCGGCUCGGCUGAUGAGACCCUUUUUGCUCUUCCUGCUACAUCUGCGCCUCUGAUGCACUCCUCUGCAGAAGAAGUUCUGGACUUGCAGAAGCAGCCAGGUAACACUAAAUGGCUGGGCCAAGAGGAUUUUACCGCAGUCCCGCUUGAUACUGCUCCUUCUCUUCCCUCCUUCUCUCCUAUCUCAGCUGAUCCCUUUAAAGAGCACGCAGCCUUUGACACGCUCUCACAUGGAUUACCUGCAAAAGGCAUUUACCAAGAAAAUGCGAGUGAGGCUUAUAAAGAAACUGUGGGAAGUGCCAAAAACCCUUUUCUUGCGGAAGGAAACGAAAAAGACGUUUCACAAACGAAAUACUCGGAACCCCCGUUUGCUAAAGCAGAAGCAGCCAUUUUAUCUCAAGCUAAAGAAGAAACACAGCUAGAGGGCCCUAAAGAAUUACCUAAUCUAGAGAAAAUGCCUGCAGAGCAGCUGAAAAUCUCUCCAGAAAGUCCUCAGGAUUCCUUUGAGAAAAGCGAGGACGAUCUCUUCUAUAACCAAGACAAACCCGAAGGUGGUGAUGACGGGGAAAAGGGGGCACUGAAGGAAGAGCCUCUCAGGAGGGAGGAAUACGCAGACUUCAAACCAUUCGAGCCAAUAUGGGAAGUAAAAGGUGCUGGUCAUGGGCUGAGCGGCCCGAGAGAGGAUGUUGGAAGUAAGACAGAUGGCAAGCUAGAGAGCGGUUUAGAGGAGAAGUACGGUGUAGAGGAGCUCAGCGUGCAGAAGGAUUACGAAAGAGAGAGCGAAGGCAGCGCUGAAGAUCGCUCCUUCCCCAGUACCCCAGAAGCUGCAAAAGAACCUGCGCAGGCUUACAUCACCUGUGCUGAAUUGGAGUCCUCUCCAAGCCCCGACGGUACCAAAGCCAAAGGCCUUUCUGCGCUGGAGGAAGGAGCUUCAGAAAACAGAACCGACGACGAGAAAAAAAUAGCAGGAAUGAAAGCUCAGAUGGGCACAGAGCAAGGUGAUUUCAGCCCCCGAGCAGCUGGCAAGCAGGAAGGCCAGGGAGCUGACUCUGCUAAAACAGAGGGUGUAUCAACAGUGCCGUCUGACUCUGCAGCAAAUAUGCCUGAGGGUCUCACUCCUGAUCUAGUGCAAGAAGCGUAUGAAAGUGAAAUGCACGAUGCAGCAUGUACGAAACUGGCUUAUGAAACAAAGAUUGAUUUAGUUCAGACUUCAGAGUCGGUUCAAGAGACCCUGAAACCCGGGGCACAGCUCUGCCCCUCGUUCGAAGGGUCGGAAGCUGCUCCAUCACCCAUACUGCCAGAUAUUGUUAUGGAAGCCCCGCUGAGCGCUGGGGCUGCUGGAGCAGAAGCAUCUGCUGUGCAGCUUGAAGCUUCCCCAUUAGAAACAUUUAUCCCUACUGCUAAUUAUGAGAAUGUAAAAGAAGAGACCGAAAAACCUGCCUUAGAGCAGGAGGCGGUGAGUGUGCCACCAGCACAGGCCCAAGAAGCAAAAGAGGCCUCAGCAUUCAAACAACCUGAUUACGAGAGUAGCUCCAGUCCUGAAGAUACAGAGACUCCAUAUAUAUCUAUUGCGUGUGAUUUAAUUAAGGAAACAAAGGCCUCUGGUGAAUCUGCUGCUCCACCCUUUACAGAUGAUUCCAAGACACCCAUCACAGAAUGCAUUUCUCAGGAUGUGCCUGAGCACAAGGAACUCGUUGAGAAACUGUCUCCACAGUUUGGAAAACCCGAGCUGUUCGAUGGCCAGGUGACACCUGACUUCACUGAGAAGGCGAAUGAAGAUCCAGCUCUCCUCUUAAAAAGUAAAUCGACUGAGAGUAUUGAAACUGACGAUGAACUUGAGGAAGGGCUGGUGGAUUCAGUAGCUGCCCCGGGCAAGCCUUACCUGGAGUCUUUCCAGCCUGAGCUGGACUCUUCCAAAGUGGUUGCUGCUCUGCCAUCUGAGCCAACACCUACAAAAAUAGCCAAGGCAGAGAAGAUUCCUCUUCAAAUGGAAGAGCUGAAGGCUAUGUCUUAUUCAGCUGACGUAUCUGUUGCUACAGAACCAAAACCAGGAGACAACAAAGGUCUCUCACCCAUGGAGUCUUCCCCGGUCCUGGUGGAAGACGACUUUGUGAUGUUAGCUCAUCCUAAAACUGUUCCUGAAUUUGUGGCAGAAGCGACCGACAGAGAAGUAAUAGAGAAAGAUGAAAGGGAAGAGAUGAGUAAGGCCAUCCGAGGUGAGAAGAGGCAGUUGCCUUGCCCAGAGCUACCCUGCGAUCUGUCUAUAAAGAAUGUAGAAGUAAAAGCUGAGGAAGAUACUAAUGCCUUGAAGAAGUCCUUGGAGGCUGUGGACAGAGAAGUGCCUGAAGUAUCCACCAUGUCCUUACCGGCCACAGAUACCUCACCUUUACCUGCUGAAAAAGAGAUAGUCAGUGUAGUAAAACCAGAAGCUUUUGGGAAGGAAGCUGAGCGAGAAGCUGCUUCUGUUAAAGAAAAGGAAAAGCCUACUGCUGUAUUUUCAGCAAAGCUGAGUAAAUCUUCAGUUGUGGACCUCCUGUACUGGCGAGACAUUAAGAAGACCGGAGUGGUGUUCGGUGCCAGCCUGUUCCUGCUGCUCUCAUUAACAGUGUUCAGCAUCGUGAGCGUGACAGCUUACAUUGCCCUGGCCCUGCUCUCUGUCACCAUCAGCUUUAGGAUAUACAAGGGAGUCAUCCAGGCAAUCCAGAAGUCCGACGAAGGCCACCCGUUCAGGGCUUACUUGGAGUCUGAUGUAGCCGUGUCCGAAGAGCUCAUUCAGAAGUACAGUAACGUUGUGCUCGGUCACGUUAAUGGCACGGUCAAGGAGCUGAGACGUCUCUUCCUAGUCGAUGACUUAGUUGAUUCUCUGAAGUUUGCAGUGUUGAUGUGGGUCUUCACUUAUGUUGGUGCCUUGUUUAAUGGUCUGACAUUACUGAUUCUGGCUUUGAUUUCGCUGUUCAGCGUUCCUGUUAUUUAUGAGAGACAUCAGGCCCAGAUUGACCACUACUUGGGGCUGGUGAACAAGAACAUCAAGGAUGCCAUGGCCAAGAUCCAGGCCAAGAUCCCCGGGCUGAAGCGCAAGGCGGAGUAGCGCGGCUGCGGCGUGCGGCCGCGGGGCCUCGGCGCGGAGGGGGAACGAAUACUCACUGGGAUUUCCACGGGGAGGGUCAGGGAAUAGCAAAGCCCUUCACCUUGCAGUGCAAUUUCACACAUCUGUAUUUUGUAGCGACGCAGUGCUUGAGGAAAGAAAACCCACCCAAGUACCUGUUUUUGACUGCCAUGUGCUUUAUCAUCUUCAGUAUCGUAAGCUGCUACGUCUGGAGCUCCAACUAAUCAUCUCCCUUUCUCCUGUGUGCAGCGCUGGCUGAGACAGCACAUGUGAGACAGCUGUACAUUUGGCUUCAGCAGAGGUAGGCCCUGCUGCGUCCCAGGGGUGCAGCUGGAGCAGAGGCUCGCUCCUCCCCCUUUGUGCACUGUCUAUGGUCUGUGUAGGGUGAUGCCCCUUUUCUAAAAUGACAUGUUUUAGCAGAAUAUACCAUUUUAGCAAGUUUGGGAAGUCCUUGCCUUUUUGGUAUGAGUGUAGCUGUAUUGUGAUUUGAUUGUUUUCUCAAUUGCCUAUAUAUCUAUAUCUGUGUUUCACCAAGCUUCAGUCCUUCAGCUGCUCCACAGUGCUUUGUCCUUCAGAGAACUGACUGAUCCCUGGACUAGCUCCAUAGCACACAAGCUUGAACAACUGAAAUGUCUCUGUAAACACUAGCAUCUGUGUAAAAAAAAUAGAGAGAUGAACAAAGGAACCUCCACCUCUAUUGCAAGAAAACUACAGCAUACACCUGGUUGCACAAAUGUACAGUAGUUCCUUUUGGGCAAAUCAUUCUUCAGUCUCUCCAACUCUGAUGAUCUGGGCACUGAGUAAUGCUGCAAAUGCUGUUUGGAAACAUAAACCUUGUUAUUCAAGACGUAAGUCAAAAUGGAUACACUUGCAGUUGAAGCUGUAUUGAAACCUAAGUCUGUGGAAUGCAUUGUGAGAUGUAAAACAAACCAACCAAACCCAACAGAAACAGCAACAACCCCGAGAACCCCAAGUAUCAAUAAAGCUUAUAGACAUUAAA
This is a messenger RNA of Colius striatus (speckled mousebird), 4669 nucleotides long. It is a transcript of the gene RTN4, whose product is annotated as reticulon 4. The record is from RefSeq and is a predicted model, not a curated record. Bases 115 to 3651 code for a protein of 1178 amino acids. Gene Ontology annotation, cellular component: postsynaptic density; neuron projection. Lineage: Eukaryota; Metazoa; Chordata; Aves; Coliiformes; Coliidae. The transcript is spliced from 9 exons. Gene Ontology annotation, biological process: endoplasmic reticulum tubular network formation; brain development; neuron differentiation.